This is a messenger RNA of Thlaspi arvense, 3645 nucleotides long. NCBI's taxonomy places the organism in Eukaryota, Viridiplantae, Streptophyta, Magnoliopsida, Brassicales, Brassicaceae. The record is from the annotation of a GenBank genome assembly.
AUGGACUCCGAGCGAGUUACGUUCUGCGGAUUGAGAUUUUGGUGCUGGGGACGGAAAGUGCUGGGACGGAGCCAGAAGAGAGAAACGGAGAGGAAGAUGACGAGGAAAGAGGAUCUGGAACCAAAUAAUCCUGCAGACACCUUCAUGGCGAUGGUUGAAUUAGGGAUCGAUAGCAAGAUUCGCACACGCACAUGCCGUAGCUGGGGAAAGUGCUUCACUCAUAUGAAAGAAGACCAAAUUACACAGUCACUUCACUUGGGUCGGAGCCGUCUGCCUUGGUCUUCAACUCCAUCAUCUCCAUGUCUUUUCCACUUCAAGAUUAGAUCUGAGCUCCGAAAAUUUUCCCGAAGUGGAAAGCGGAAAUGGGCUAUUCUAGUUGGGAUUCUGGCUCUUACUCAUAUGUCCUUGUUACUUUCCUAUGGAAGAUAUCUGUUGCCUGAUGGAAGAAGACUUAAACUACCCAGCGAGAACAAUGCUUUGGUGGAGACUCCAUCACAAAACGCUCUUCUCAGGAACACACUUGCAGUUAACCUUUCUGAGGUUCCUGUAGGCUUGGAGAAAAAUGGGUAUGUUUCGGGUUCUGUUCUAAGGAAUGAGCCAGAGGAUGAUGAAGGGUUUGUUGACAGUGUUGAAUUUGAGAGCUUUGAAGACGCAAAGGAUAGUGUCAUCAUCAAAGAUGUGGCUGAAAGCGAUGACAGUCUGUUUCCUUCAGAGAAAAUUGUAAUGCAGAAUGAAGGAGUUUUGACCAGUAAUCAUGAGCAUCGGGUGCCAAAUGUGUCAUUGCAAAGCCAGGAGAACGUGAAGAGCUCGAAGCUAAGUUCAGGCUCCUCCUCCAUAACUUCUCAUGUUUUAGGAAAUAGCUCGUUGCUUGUUAUUAAGCAAGUGAGUAAGAAGAAGAAGAAGAUGCGGUGUGAUCUUCCACCAAAAACUGUGACUACAAUAGAUGAGAUGAAUCGGAUUUUAGCUAGGCACCGUAAAUCUUCACGCGCUAUGCGACCGCGUUGGUCUUCUAGGAGAGAUGAUGAGAUAUUGGCUGCAAGAAAGGAGAUAGAGAAUGCUCCUGUCGCACCUAUUGACCGGGAACUCUUCCCUCCAAUCUUCCGUAAUGUUUCCAUGUUUAAGAGGAGUUACGAACUUAUGGAACGGAUGCUCAAGGUUUAUGUAUAUAAGGAGGGAAACCGCCCCAUUUUCCAUACUCCGAUACUCAAGGGGUUGUAUGCGUCAGAGGGAUGGUUCAUGAAGUUGAUGGAAGGAAACAAGCACUACACUGUAAAGGAUCCAAGAAGGGCUCACUUGUACUAUAUGCCAUUUAGUGCACGGAUGCUAGAAUACACGCUUUACGUGCGUAACUCUCACAACCGAACUAACCUACGCCAGUUUCUUAAGGAAUACACUGAGCACAUCAGUUCCAAGUACCCUUUCUUCAAUAGAACCGAUGGAGCCGAUCAUUUUCUUGUCGCCUGUCAUGAUUGGGCACCAUAUGAGACAAGGCACCACAUGGAGCAUUGCAUUAAAGCUCUAUGCAACGCAGACAUAACCGCAGGCUUCAAGAUCGGAAGAGACAUCUCCCUCCCCGAAACAUAUGUCCGAGCCGCCAAAAACCCGCUUCGUGAUUUGGGUGGAAAACCGCCGUCUCAGAGACGGACCUUGGCUUUCUACGCUGGGAGCAUGCACGGUUACUUACGUCCCAUCCUGCUACAGCACUGGAAAGACAAAGAUCCCGAGAUGAAGAUCUACGGGAGAAUGCCGCUUGGCGUAGCGAGCAAGAUGAACUACAUCGACCAGAUGAAGAGCAGCAAGUACUGCAUUUGUCCUAAAGGGUACGAGGUGAACAGCCCGAGGGUGGUUGAAUCGAUCUUCUACGAGUGUGUCCCUGUGAUUAUAUCCGACAACUUUGUGCCGCCUUUCUUUGAGGUUCUUGAUUGGAGCGCCUUCUCGGUCGUUGUUGCGGAGAAAGACAUCCCGAGGUUGAAAGAUAUCUUGUUGGCGAUACCGGAAGAGAAAUACGUGAAGAUGCAGACGGCGGUGAGAAAGGCGCAAAGGCAUUUUCUGUGGCAUGCUAAACCGGAGAGAUACGAUCUGUUUCAUAUGGUUUUGCAUUCUAUUUGGUAUAACAGAGUGUUCCAAGCAAAGCUUCCCACACGAAGCUCGUCGUCCAUCCGGAGCUUGAACCAAAAAGCCAUGAACAGUGAGAAGGAAGAGCAACCAUUGAUGGAGAUCGAUGAUUCGGCUAAUGUUCUCGAUCUCACUAGCUGUCAGCUUCACAGUCUCGAAUCUGUCGAGUUGCCUCCGACCCUGACUGAGCUCGACCUUACGGCGAACCGUUUGUCGGGAUUGGAUUCGAGGAUCGCUCAGCUCUCUAUGCUCAAGAAGCUUUCUCUUCGCCAGAACCUUAUUGAUGAUUCCGCCGUCGAGCCUUUAUCUCUCUGGGAAGCCUUAUCCGAUCUCGAGGAGCUGAUUCUGAGAGAUAACAAGCUCGCAAAAGUUCCAGAUAUCAGAAUAUUCUCAAAGCUUUUGGUUUUCGACAUAUCUUUCAAUGAAAUCACCUCGUUGCAAGGGUUAUCGAAGGCCUCUAGCACACUCAAGGAACUCUAUGUCUCUAAAAAUGAAGUUAACAAGAUUGCGGAGAUCGAACACUUGGACGAUCUGCAGAUUCUCGAACUGGGGUCUAAUAGAUUGCGGGUAAUGGAAAAUAUGGAAAACUUCACAAAACUAGAAGAACUGUGGCUUGGAAGAAACCGUAUCAAAGUUGUCAACCUGUGUGGGCUCAAAUGUAUAAAGAAGAUCAGCUUGCAGAGCAAUCGUUUGACCUCUAUGAAAGGAUUUGAGGACUGUGUUGCUCUUGAAGAGUUAUACUUGAGCCAUAAUGGUAUCUCAAAGAUGGAAGGCUUGAGUGCAUUGGUUAACCUACGGGUAUUGGACGUGUCGAACAACAAACUCACGUCAGUUGAUGACAUUCAGAACCUCACAAAGUUGGAAGAUUUGUGGCUUAAUGACAACCAGAUAGAAUCACUUGAAGCAAUCACAGAAGCUGUUACAGGCUCUAAAGAGAAGCUUACCACUAUCUAUCUCGAAAAUAACCCUUGUGCCAAGUCUUCCGAUUAUGUUGCGGUGCUCAGACAAAUCUUCCCAAAUGUGGAGCAAAUAGAUUCUAACUUAUUUGCUUAGAGAAGGAUGUUCCUCGUGUGCUCGUUUUAUGAGAGCCUGCUUCCUCAUGGUUCAGACUUCAGAGGCAUCGAAUCCAAGAAAUUAGGUAAAACAAAGAUGUCUUGAAAUAUACAUGUGUCUGCUGUUUAUCCAUAAAGAAGUGCAAACGAGCAAACCAAAUCGUUCGCUUCUCUUCAUCGAUAUUUUAUGAAAACGUUUUGAAAUACUCGUGAUCCCUUGGAAGCAAAAUCAAAACAUGUUUUUGGUCUGUAAGCAGUAUGUGUGACUUUGCCUGUAAAAGGGAAUCCCGAGUCUGAGGUUGUCUUUGUUUCAACCAACAGUAACUUGAAUACUUUGACGUUGCCCCUGUCAUUCUUAUCUUUUUAGUUUCAUGAGAUUGUUCAGCAUUGAUAAGUUUCUAUGUUGCAGAUUUAUUACUACUUUUUGUUACUACUGUUCAUAAAUUUUUUUGCUACUAAUUUAUUUUUGCCUACAAAA